AUGCGAAACGCCGAAGUACCGCCACCGCCACCCUCCACAGCAGCCCCACGGCAUCAUGCUCCGACAGCCGCACGCGUCGAACGGCCAGCGAGAACCGAUUUUUUAUGUCGCGUGAAAUACAGCAAUACUUUACCGGACAUUCCAUUUGAUACGAAGUUCCUGACGUGUCCGCUCGUUUCACUUAGCAGAUUCACGGACUACAAGUUGUCGAGUUUGGAGAAGAAUUUCAAAUUUGAUGUGUUCUGUGAGCCGGACUGUGGCGUCCAUAUUGAUCUGAUCAGACCUGAAACAUAUUACGUUGAUCGGGAUGCCCAGAACAAGCAUCAUCCAACUGAUCUCGAACUUCUGGAAGAUGAGCAGACAAGUCAGCAGAACCUGCGCAGAUCUUUGCAACACUGCAAAAUGGUCCCAUGGAUGAGAAAAACUGAGUAUAUCAGUUCAGAAUUUACGAGAUUUGGUGUAUCAGCUGAAAGGCAAGAAACGAAGGUUGGCGUUUUUUUCUCUCCAUCCUCUCCGACUUCUGUGCAGGCGGCAGAAAGGCCGAGGAUUGGCUACAGCACAAAGAAAAAGUUCCUCACCGAAGUUCUUUACAGAGAUCGUGCAUCACAAAUAGCUGCCAUAAAUAAAACAUUUGUUGAUGCUUCAAAACCAGUGCUGCAUCAUCCAACGAAAAAGAAUGUGAAAGCAGUUGAAGAGUUCCCGCUGCUGCCUGAUUUCGACAACUGGAUGCACCCCUUUGCACUGGUUAUUUUCGAUGGUGAUCCAAUACCACAAAGCGCGAGAGGCGAUGCGCAAAGAUUAAUGCCACAAGCUCUUAUUCGGUACGAAUAUAAUUCGGUUCGAGAUUACAACUGGUUAGUAAGGAACAAAUCAACCAAAGGCUAUGAGCAGGACAUUUUCUUGUUUUCAUUUCGUGACGGUGCUGUGUAUUAUAAUGAACUGGAAACAAGAGUUUCACUCAAUCGACGGAAGACGAAACGAGCUCGGGUAAUUCGCUUCAUUUCGGUUGUCCAAAAAUUUCAACUACCUACAGCUUCUUUUAUAACGGUAAUGAAAAAAGAGAAAAAGGGAUAAAG
Gongylonema pulchrum is the source of this 1076-nucleotide messenger RNA. NCBI's taxonomy places the organism in Eukaryota, Metazoa, Nematoda, Chromadorea, Rhabditida, Gongylonematidae. The record is from the annotation of a GenBank genome assembly.